Molecule: messenger RNA, 618 nt
Organism: Salpingoeca rosetta
Lineage: Eukaryota; Choanoflagellata; Craspedida; Salpingoecidae
Exons: 7
Coding region: 1-618 (205 amino acids)
Source: RefSeq, a predicted model, not a curated record
AUGGCGCUGAGCCAUGCAUACAUGCACGCGGAAAACUGCCAACACUGGCGCGAAAGGCAGCGACCCCCCAAGCAAGGGGCGCAGCGCACAGGCCGCAGCGCGACAAAGGUGUCCGUCAACAAUGGCAACGCUGGCAACAGCAGCAGUAGCAGCGCGCCAACAGUGGUGCAACAACUGCAACAACAACAACAACAACAACAACAACAACAACAGGCGCCAGAGGAAGAGAAGAAGAGAAAGUUGGUGGACGCGGGUUUGGCGCCAACGCUCCCUCAGCCAAGCACCAUCAGUCCUUCAUCACGAAAUGGAGCCGCAAAGGGAACCACGUGCGUGGAUGAAACAAAUGCAGCUGGCCGUGCAGCCAAUAACAGCACGACAGCGACCAAUGUGUCUCACCUGCUGCUGUUGUUGUUGUUGUUGCGAGGAAACGAUGACGAAUGUCGGAAGCAGCGUGGAAAGCAGCAGCAGCAGCAACAGCAACAGCAGCAGCAUGAACGCUUCUUCGUUGUAAUGCACAGCAUCACCCUGUGUCCGUGGCUUUUGCUGCAGUUGCUCGUAUCGCUGCUGCUGUCAUCAUCGCGUGCUUCUCAUGCUGUUCCACCAUCAUCAUUCCAAUGA